GUGACCCGAUUGACGGGAGAAGAGGCGCAUCUCCGAGAUAACAGUUUGUUUAUGGCGGCAGCUACACCGAAGUUGCUAUAGUUGCUAAGAUCACAGACGAAGGGACCAUUCUUCGUUGUUCUUCACGAUGGUACGCCCCAAUAAGAAAGCCAAAAACGCGGCAGCAAAUAUUUUCAACGAUAGCCAUCGAGAACAGCAGCUGAUACAGGCGCUCAGGGUUUUGGUCGAAGAGGAGGAGAAUCUCACGUGUUCUACAUCAGACACUUUCCUCGUACGGUUCAUAAGGGCCAGCCUCCAUAAUUUACACAAGUCGCAUUUGUUGGUCAAGGAUUACUUCAGAGCAAAACACGAAAGCCCUCAUGAGUUUGUUGUGAAAAGUCCGAAAACCUUCGUCCAACAGCUUCAACGAUAUGACCUUGGUUAUCCUCUAAAGGAAGUGGAUAAUUUUGGAAGAAAAGUUUUAUAUAUCAAACUUGGGGAUGUAGAUCCAGGAAAAGAGUCAUGGCUGGACCUUAUACAAAGUAUGAUAAUGACACUUGAAACGUAUUCGCUACAAGAAGACGUUCAAGAAAAGGGACUCUCAAUGAUUCUUGAUUGUACGAACUUCACACUGAAAAUAAUGAAAUGGGCGACUCCAAAAAUGAGAACUCUUAUGAAACUUCUUCAGGAAUGUAUACCAAUCAGGUUUGAAGUGUUCCAUAUCGUCAAUGCCCCUUUAGUAUUCAAUAUUUUCUACACCACAUUGAAGCCGUUUAUGAAUGAAGAAUUCAAGAGGAAACUGAACUGGCACAGUGGUAACCUUAGAACCCUCGAUCACUACAUGGACAGGGAAUUACUACCAUCAUGCCUGGGAGGUAAACUAGAAGUAGAGGAGAUUGAAGACUGGUAUAAGAUAGUUCUUGAAAAUGAAGAAUUUUUCGCUGAUUUAAGAAAAAUGGGUUACUCCACCGCAACUUAAGCUGAUUCCUGUGGAUCUCUAAGAAUGGAAAAUAGCCAAAGAAUAUGGAGGCCUGCAUAAGUUCAACUUCAUGCUGAGAACUUACACAAUUAUAAUUUUCCACCAAUAUUGUCAGCAAUAAUGUUGAAUUUAUUGUCAACAGUCUAUAUUUUGUUAGAAUUUUUGUGAUAAAUAGGCUGCUAUCGCGUUAAUCUUGAUCGUACAGUAGUGAACUUUAUAUGAUUUUAUGUUAUAUUAUAUUACUUCUAUAUUUUGUAGUAAAUAAACAUUUUUUAUGGUAUUACUUCUAUAUUUGUAGUUAUUAAAAUAAUAUUUUCUAUUCUGA
Molecule: messenger RNA, 1283 nt
Organism: Nilaparvata lugens (brown planthopper)
Lineage: Eukaryota; Metazoa; Arthropoda; Insecta; Hemiptera; Delphacidae
Product: clavesin-2
Cellular component (GO): membrane
Molecular function (GO): phosphatidylinositol bisphosphate binding
Source: RefSeq, a predicted model, not a curated record